This is a messenger RNA of Peniophora sp. CBMAI 1063, 228 nucleotides long. NCBI's taxonomy places the organism in Eukaryota, Fungi, Basidiomycota, Agaricomycetes, Russulales, Peniophoraceae. The record is from the annotation of a GenBank genome assembly.
AUGUCUUACGUUAUCUUUGGGAAGGCUAUCAAAAACGAGUACCUUGCGCUCGGCACGCUGCUCAGCACUGUCGGCCUUGCCGUUUCUAUGACGGGCGGGAAGAAGGACGCCGCUGCUCCCAAGGCGGCCGCACCUGCAACCGUAGGAUCUUCUUCGAGCAAGGAGGAAGACGAAUUCAUUGCGAACUUCAUCAAGGAAGCGGAGAAGGAGUCUGGCGCAGGACACUAG